Paramecium pentaurelia is the source of this 1465-nucleotide messenger RNA. NCBI's taxonomy places the organism in Eukaryota, Ciliophora, Oligohymenophorea, Peniculida, Parameciidae. The record is from the annotation of a GenBank genome assembly.
AUGAAAAAAGAGGAAGCAAUACAAUAAUCUCUAAGAUUCACCUAUUUCUUAAUUGGAACAAUAGCGUUUUCUUAAGGUAAUAAUAAUAUGUAUUUAUAUAGGUAUAAUGGGUUUGUCUGAUCUGGCAAUUAGCUAUAUGCAAAAAGAUGAUUAUAAACAAGAUCCAGCUUAAACAUAAUUUUUUUCAACAAUCAUUAGUUUGCCUUGGAUUGUCAAACCCUUUUGGGGCAUAAUGACUGAUACAGUGCCUUUGUUUGGAUAUAGAAGAAAAUCCUAUUUAAUAUUUUUUGGACUUUUAGGAUUUCUAUGUUGGAAUUUAUUGUCUGACUAUGGUGUAGAGAAUAGAGAACUUGGAUUAAUUUUAUUGACAGUUAUUAACAUAUGCGUUGCAUUUUGCAAUGUCAUAGGGGAAGCAUUAUUAGUUGAAUAUUCAGGACAUUCGGAUGAUGAUACUCAUUAAAACGAUAAAGCAAGUUAGAAUGUGACUUUUUUCUUUGGAAUGAGAUCAACAGGGACCCUAGUUACUGCAUAUUCUUCUGGCAAACUAUUAUAAUUGUUUGACAAACGCUAUAUUUUUAAAAUAACUUCAAUUUUUCCUUUAAUCUUAGCUUGUAUAGCAAUAUUUGUCAAAGAAAAAAAAUAUUCAAAAGAUGAACCUGAAAAAGAUAAAAUAAAAACAGUCGAAUCACUCAAACUAUUUACAAAAUUUGUUUCUUAACCAGUUAUUUAUAGGUAAUAAUAAAAAUAAUCUAGACCAAUUUUGUUAAUUAUGGUAUUUAUGUCAUCACCAUCAAUUUCAACAGCUAUGUUUUACUUUUACACAAAUGUAUUAUAAUUUGGCCCAGAUUUUAUAGGAGAAUUACGACUUUCUUAUUCAAUUUGUUCUAUUCUUAGUGCUUACCUAUUUAAUAGAUUUUUAAGGCAUGUUAAAUUUACGAAAGUUUUUGGUUAUAGUACCUUCGUAUAUUGUUUAGUAUCAUGCUAAACAACUUUGCUAGUUACAAGAAAAAAUGUUAAAUUAGGUAUUCCAGAUAGGUUAUUUUGUUUUGGUGAUGGUGUUUUAAAUUAAGUUAUUGGAGAAUUAAACACAAUGCCUGUAUUAGUACUAGCCUGUAAAAUGUGUCCUAAAAAUAUUGAAGGGACUAUGUACGCCUUAUUGAUGUCAGCAAUAAAUUUUGGAGGAAUGGUAUCUUAAGAAUUAGGAGCAUUGCUCACUUACUAUGCUGGUGUAACAGAUGAUAAUUUUGAUAACUUAGCAAAACUAAUUGUCAUUUGCUCUUUUUGCACAAUGCUUCCACUUCCAUUUUUAGGAAUAAUUAAUGAAGAAUAAAUGGCUAAAGCUAGAGAAAAGCAUUAGUAUGAAUCUAUACCAAAAUAAGAUGAAGAAAUUAAUGUUGAAUAAGAAGUUGAAGAGAUAACUGAUACUAAAUGUGCAAACUUAUAAAAUGAACAAUUAUUAAUUUGA